AAAAGCUGGACAAAAAAAGAAGAGUUGAGGUUAUGUUUUUAAAUAUACUAUAAAUAUUUAUAUUUCAAAAAUGAGUGAUUCAGAUGAAAAAACAAAUAAAAAACGAUCAAUUGAAUCGGAAGAGGGUUCUGAUUCAGAUGGCUUUGUUGGACCUACAUUAGCCGAAGCUGCGAAGCCGAAAAAGCGCAAAAUUCUCCAGUAUGAAAAUCUCUACUUGGAAAGUUUACCUUCUUCAGAAUCUUACGAAAAAAGUUACAUGCACAGGGACAUUGUAACGCAUUGUGUUGUCUCUGCUACUGAUUUUAUCAUUACUGCAAGUUACGAUGGACACAUAAAAUUUUGGAAAAAAAUGGAAACUGGAAUUGAAUUUGUAAAACAUUUUAGGAGUCAUCUAGGACCCAUUGUAAAAUUAACUUGUAAUAGCGAAGGAACCUUACUUUGUUCAGCAUCUUCUGAUAAGUCCCUCAAGAUAUUCGACGUGGUUAAUUUUGAUAUGAUUAAUAUGAUGAGAUUAGAUUUUGUUCCUGGUACAGUAGAAUGGAUACAUGGUUCAGGGGAACCCAUACAUACUUUAGCUGUGUCAGAUAAAGAAUCACCAAAAAUUUAUGUAUAUGAUGGUAGGGGAGAUAAUAAACCAAUUAAAAUACUUGAAAAGAUUCAUAUGAAUCCCAUUGCACUUAUAAGGUAUAAUCAUAGAUUUGAUGUUGCUAUUUCAGUAGAUAAAAAAGGAAUGUUGGAAUAUUGGCAAGGUAGUAAACAUGAUUACGAUUUCCCAAAAAAUGUGGCAUUUGAUUCUAAGUUGGAUACCGAUCUUUUUGAAUUUGCUAAAAAUAAAACUAUACCAACUGGAUUAUCAUUUUCCAAUGAUGGAAGAAAAUUUGCAACUAUUUCCACUGAUAGAAGAAUUAGGAUAUUUAAUUUUGUUACAGGAAAAUUGUUAUUAGUUUUGGAUGAAAGUUUACCAAGGUUUACGGAGCAUCAACAAAAGACACAACAAUUACCAAAUAUGGAAUUCGGUAGAAGAAUGGCAAUAGAAAGAGAUUUAGAAAAAUCCGAGAGUUUUGAAUUAGCAAAUGUCGUUUUUGAUGAAAGCGGAUAUUUUAUAAUGUAUGCUACUCUUCUGGGAAUCAAAUUGAUUAAUAUACACACUAAUAGAUGUGUUAAAAUUAUAGGAAAAAAUGAAAAUUUAAGAAUGCUCAACAUUGCCCUUUAUCAAGGUUCUGCGAAAAAAUCGAAAGCAGCCGUUACUCUAGAAAUAGAAGCCUCAAAUAACCCCACGUUGGAUGCAAUCCUUCCAGAUCCUACAUUAAUCUGCACUGCUUACAAAAAAUCGCGGUUUUACCUGUUCACUCGUAGAGAACCCGACGAUUUACAAGGGGAUCAAGAUAGAGAUGUUUUCAAUGAAAAACCAUCUAAGGAAGAUACUCUAGCAGCAGCGGAAAACCCUGUAGUUCAACGUUUAUACGAUAACGCCAUUCUUCACACAGUUUUCGGAGAUAUCCACAUCAAGUUGUUCGUUAAAGAUACACCAAAGACUGUAGAAAAUUUUUGUGUACAUAGUAAAAAUGGAUAUUAUAACGGUCACAUAUUCCAUAGAGUUAUAAAGGGAUUUAUGAUCCAAACAGGUGAUCCAACUGGUAACGGUACAGGAGGAGAGAGUAUUUGGGGCGGAGAGUUUGAAGAUGAAAUUCGUCCGCAUUUGAAACAUGAUCGACCAUACACGGUAUCAAUGGCUAAUGCUGGUCCAAAUACAAACGGUAGUCAAUUUUUCAUCACCUUAACUCCUACUCCAUGGUUGGAUAACAAACAUACAGUUUUUGGUAGAGUAGUUAAAGGGAUGGAAGUUGUGCAAAAUAUCAGUAACGUCAAGACAAAUGCAAAAACUGACAAACCAUAUGAUGAUAUUCGCAUAAUUUCAGUUACUGUUAAGUAAAAUGAACAAAAAAUUGUUUUUGUAAUGAAAAAUAUAAAAUAAGUUGUUUUACAA
Diorhabda carinulata is the source of this 1987-nucleotide messenger RNA. RefSeq names its product peptidylprolyl isomerase domain and WD repeat-containing protein 1. Gene Ontology annotation, biological process: protein peptidyl-prolyl isomerization. Gene Ontology annotation, molecular function: peptidyl-prolyl cis-trans isomerase activity; protein binding. Lineage: Eukaryota; Metazoa; Arthropoda; Insecta; Coleoptera; Chrysomelidae. The transcript has 6 exons. The record is from RefSeq and is a predicted model, not a curated record. Bases 71 to 1933 code for a protein of 620 amino acids.